Ornithodoros turicata is the source of this 1382-nucleotide messenger RNA. Its product is annotated as testis-specific serine/threonine-protein kinase 3-like. The coding region runs from base 404 to 1351 and encodes 315 amino acids. Gene Ontology annotation, cellular component: cytoplasm. The record is from RefSeq and is a predicted model, not a curated record. NCBI's taxonomy places the organism in Eukaryota, Metazoa, Arthropoda, Arachnida, Ixodida, Argasidae. Gene Ontology annotation, biological process: protein phosphorylation; intracellular signal transduction. The transcript is spliced from 5 exons. Gene Ontology annotation, molecular function: protein serine/threonine kinase activity; ATP binding.
CUGCGUGUGCUCCAAAACGUCUGCGACGACCGCCUGAUGCAGACGACACCGCCACUUCACAUGUCUACGUCACGGACACGUGGUCGCGAAGCACUGAGAGGAAGCAUAGAGCAAGCGUUCUUUAUCUCUAUGACGUCGUUUGUCAUCGAUGAGCUCAUCCAAACGAGGUCUCGGCUCUCUGUAAAGUCUCACAUAUUGACCGUUUGAUGCUCCAUUGUAGCGCGCGGGUGAAAGCGCCUUCUGCGUGCGGAGAAACCGAAGUUUUUGUUUCUUUUUUUACCCACUCGACGCUGCGUAAAGGGCGGCAUGACGAGCUCGAGCCGGAUGCGCUGAGCACGCCUUGAGUGUCACAGUGACUCAGGAGUCGGUCAGUUGAUGGUGCUAUGCAGUGUCGUCCUGGAGCAUGGCUGCAAUGAAAAUUUUAGCUGGAAGAGGAUACCAGGACUGUGGAGUUAUUGGAAUGGGAUCAUACUCUAAAGUGAGGAAAGUCGUCAAAGACGGCGUUGCGUAUGCUUGCAAAGUGGUCAAGAAGAACGAUGAAGACGAAGAGUACUGGAGUAAAUUUGUUCCCAGGGAGCUCCGCAUACUCCGAAAGAUCCGGCACCAUCACAUCGCCAAAGUUUACGAGAUCAUAGAAGAGCCACGGAGAGUUUGUAUCGUCAUGGAACUGGCAAAGGAAGACCUCUGGGACAAAUUGCAGAACGAAGGACAUCUGUCGGAAGCACGUGCACACGAGCUGUUCAUGCAGAUGACGUGCGGCAUAGCCUACUUGCACAGGAACGAUGUCGCACACAGAGACCUGAAACCCGAGAAUGUGCUUCUAACUACAGAUGGCAAGGCGAAGCUCACGGACUUCGGCUACGGGAGGUUUUGCACAUCUAAGAGAACGGGGCGUAAGGUAUUGAGCAGCACUUUCUGCGGCGGCGGACCCUGCACCGCUCCAGAGAUACUGCAGGACAUUCCUUAUGAGCCCAAGAUGGUGGACAUGUGGGGAUUAGGCGUCUUGCUCCACCUUAUGGUAACCGCAGAAUUUCCGUUCGGAGAGGAAGAUCUUCCACGCCAGAUUGAGCUGCAGCUGUCUAGAUCUAUCCACUUCCCGAAGGAAAUCACGCUCGCCGAUCACUUGGUGCACCUUAUUAGUCUUCUUCUGGAACCCGUCGUUGCGAGGCGCGCGACGAUUGAUGUCCUCAUCAAACAUCCUUGGGUUAAUAAGUUUCCUAGCGGCCACUUAAGCCUCAAGUCCGAACUGGAAGCCAAGCACAAGACAUCAUCGCAGCACCAUCAGCACGACAGUGGUCAUUCACAGCUCCCAAGCGGUACCAGCAGUGCUACAAACGGCACCAGGAGAUAGCUGCUACUGAAUUAAACGUCCCCAACGUCUG